UGCACGCUUUCUGUGAUCGCGCCAGACUGCAGUGAAACAGACUGUAGCUUCCUUCUAGUCCCUGCUACAGUCAUCACCAUCAACUUUUUGACGCGCACAAUAUUUAUAUAUCUCUACUUGAGGUUUUCCUCGGAGAGAAAAUGGAAGGAGUAGGGUCUAGACUCGGUCGGGCCUCGUCGAGGUACGGUUCAGCUCCAGUAUUUAGUGGCCCAGUAAGAAAAUGGAAGAAGCAGUGGGUCACUUCUCAGCCCAACAGCCGCCUUCGUGGCAACGGCAACGUUAUUAACAACGUCGCCGGUCCCAAACUCAUGCUCUGCCGUUGGACUCCGCUCUCUUCCUUUCAUUCCGGCGACGAAGCUCCUAAACGGAAGUUCCGUUAUGCACCAAUUGUUGACUUAGAAGAAAAGAAAAAGGAAGCUCUUGAUAAUGAAGCUAAAAUAAGGAAGCGAAAUCAAGCUAUCACAAGUUCAACAUCAAACGAUAACAUCUUGAAGAAACAAAGCAUCAAUGAUAUUUUUGAGGAAGAUUUUGAGGAGCUGAUGACAGAUCAAUCCAUUUGCAGCGAAAGCCAGCUAAAGUUUGACUUGUGCUUCGAAGGCUGUGAUUGAGAAGAAUAGUAGCUGCUUAUUUUGAUGGUUGACGACUCAGCCCACUUGUUGUUACAGUGCCUAACUUAAAUUCUAGUGGUAUUUAGGUCUAAACCAUUGUACAUAUAACCCUCUGGUUUCCAUGCUUAACUUAGACUAUAGUUGUAUUGAAGUAGAAGUGAUUGUAAAUAUAACCCUCUAGUUUCUUUUGAGGACUUUCUUUUGAUACUGUUUAACUUAGAUUCUGGUUGUAAAAUCAAGUAGAAGUGAUUGUAAAUAUAACCUCUAGCUUCUUUCGAGGACGUAAUUGCUUGCAUCUCA
Nicotiana attenuata is the source of this 908-nucleotide messenger RNA. RefSeq lists its product as uncharacterized. Bases 141 to 608 code for a protein of 155 amino acids. The transcript has 3 exons. The record is from RefSeq and is a predicted model, not a curated record. Lineage: Eukaryota; Viridiplantae; Streptophyta; Magnoliopsida; Solanales; Solanaceae.